AUGGAUAUAUUAUUUGGGAAGAGUAAAAAAAAUAAAAACGUUAAUAACUUAAAGGUAAUCGUUAAACCUAAUAAGGGUUUAAAACAACGGAGAAAAAGUUUAGAGAGCCCCAUUGAUGUUAUAUAUUCUAAAUGUUGUUGUUGUGGUACAAAUAUUCCAAUGAAACCUGACCUUUCUAAAUUUAAAUGUGGUGUUUGUCAUGUCACUACAAUUCUAAAACAAAUUGAAACAAUAGAUACCAAUAUUAUUGAUAAAGAUCUCGUUUGCUCAGUUAGUUAUUUAGAUAGUAUUAUAAAAGGAUGUUUAUCAAAAGUGAAAACGCAAAAUUCAAAUGAUAAAAAUGAAAAAUAUAAAGCAUUAGAACCAAUAUCGAGAUAUGUAAGUGAUUGUUUCCACAGUUAUGAAGUAUUAGAACGUUCUUUCUUACCUAAAUCUAAAUCACAAAGCCAUACAUUGAUUGAUUAUCAAGAAUUAGAAAAUUUUUAUAAAUUAUUAAUGAAAUUACCAACUAGAAGACCAUUUUAUAGAAUGCUAUGUGCUUGUAAUGAUUUAUUGAAGAAACCUGGUAAUGCGCUUAAACAUAUUAGAUGGUUAUUAAUAAUAUGGGAAAUUCCAUUUGUAAGAUAUUGUUUAACAUCAAAAGUAUAUUCAAAAUUUGAUUCACCGGAGAUUAGAGCAGUUGCAUAUGAAUUAACUAAACGAUGUAUUUGUUACUUAUCAAAUAUUUCGAAAACUGAUAAAUAUGCGGAAUAUAUUUACUGUUUAAAAUAUAUGGAUUCUGAUAUUUUCUUAUCAAAUAUCGAAAAGAUCAAUUUAUACAUUACUUAUCAAUUGACCAGAAUAAUGUACCGAGCAAUUAAUAAAAACAUAGUGAAGGAUAAGAAAAAUGAUAAUCUCUUAAACAAUAGCAGCAGUAAUAAUAGUAAUAGUAAUAAUAAUAAUAAUAAUUUCGAAACAAGUAAUGAUAUAAUAAGAAAUUCAGAGUUCGGUAAUAAUAAUAAUCCAAAUAAUGAUCCGACAGAUUUAUCACCGGCAUCAGAUCCAUUGAUAGAAGAUUUAUGGAAUAUAACUCCAGAGGAUAUAAAGACUAUUGAAAUAGAUAGAGGUGGAAAAACACUUAGACCUAAAGGAUUUAAGUUUAAGACCUCUCAAUACGAGCAUAAUUGGCAUAUACAAUCUGCAUGUAAAUUAAUGUUGAUUAUGGAUCUCGCAAAUUCAAAGAGAGGUGGAAACCCGAUUGAAAACUAUAAUAAUAUCUCAAUGAAUGCUAGUAAAUUUUACAACACUAUGCUCGAUUUCCUUGAUAAUAAGCAAGAUUUUGAAGUAUGGAGAGGUUUGGAUGUCGGUAAUAGGUUAUCAUUGUUAUUAACCGAAUGGAGUGCACCACAAAAUCAAAACAACAGUACCAGAUUCUCUUUCUGUAAUUAUCCUUUCUUGUUAUCCCUUGGUGUUAAAAUAUCCAUUAUGGAAUAUGAAACUAAACGAAUAAUGGAAUAUCAGGCUGAAAAGGCAUUUUUGAGUUCUUUGGAUAAGGGUAAGACAAUAGAAGUUUACUUUAAAAUUAAAAUAAGGAGAGACCAUAUAACGCAUGAUUCCUUGAAAGCCAUUAAAGAACAUCAGGGUGAUCUUUUGAAGUCAUUGAGAAUUGAAUUUAUUAAUGAACCUGGCAUUGACGCAGGUGGUUUAAGGAAAGAAUGGUUUAUUUUACUGACAAAAUCAUUGUUCAAUCCAGCAACUGGUUUGUUUGAUCACAUUAAAGACAGUCGAUUAUGCUGGUUUCCAAUAAACUCUUCGUCAAAGACAGACGACAAGAAUCACUCGCAGGAAGAAUAUUACUAUCUCUUAGGUGUUGUCAUUGGGUUGGCAAUGUUUAACGGGAACAUAUUGGACUUAAAAUUCCCAAAAGCACUUUAUAGAAAGAUGUGCAAAGAAACACUAACAUUUGCUGACUAUGCAGAAUUGUAUCCUGAAACUGCAUCAAAUUUAAUAAAAAUGUUACAAUAUACAGGGGAUGAUUUUAGCAACAUAUUCUGUUUGUCCUUCGAAGUCUCCUAUAAUUCUAAUGUAGAGGUCAAUGAAAAAAGUAAAAAAUCAAAGAAAUCUAACAUAGUCACUGUUGAACUUUGUGAAAAUGGUUCAAAUAUUCCUGUAACUCAAGAAAACAAAGUUAAUUAUGUGAAAACGUGGAUUGAUUUUUAUUUAACUAAAUCUGUCGCUACAUCUUUUGAUCGCUUUAUGGAUGGGUUUAAUAGAGUAUUUUCCAAUUGCAAAUCUAUAGGAUUAUUUAAUUCAGAAGAAUUAGAACGUUUGUUGUGUGGAGAUGAAGAGCACACAAAAUAUGAUUUCCAGAUGUUACGUUCAGUAACAAGGUAUCAAGGUGGGUUUACAAAUUAUACUCCCGUUGUUGGAUGGUUUUGGGAGAUACUCGAAAACUGGGAUUAUAAAUUACAGGGCAGAGUAUUACAAUUUAUUACGAGCUCCAACAGAGUACCGGCAACAGGGAUUUCAACGCUAACAUUCAAGAUAAGUAGAUUAGGUGCUAAAGACAGUGAGGAUUUACCAAUAGCCCAUACUUGUUUUAAUGAGCUCUGUCUAUGGGAAUACAGUUCUAAAUUGAAGUUAGAACAAAAAUUAAAGGUAGCUGUGACUGAAUCGGAGGGAUUUGGUUUCCGCUAA
This is a messenger RNA of Maudiozyma saulgeensis, 2676 nucleotides long. Lineage: Eukaryota; Fungi; Ascomycota; Saccharomycetes; Saccharomycetales; Saccharomycetaceae. The record is from the annotation of a GenBank genome assembly.